AUGACCAAUAAUCGUUUAAAGAAUAGAAAAAAACCAAAUCAAAUACACACAAUUUCAGAAGAGGAGGAAGAAGAAGAGCCUUUGUUUAAUAAUGAGGAUUUACAAACCCAACAUUUAAAUUCUCCAUCUUCAGAUUCAAUAAGUACUAGCAGUAGUAGUAGUUUAAGUAGUGUUGGUGGUAGUGUAGUAGGCAAUAAUAAUUCCAAUAGUAAUGGUAUAGAUAAUAAUAAUAGUAAUAAUAAUAAUAAUAAUAAUAAUAACAACAAUAAUAAUAAUAAUAAUAAUAAUAGUAAUAAUAAUAACAAUUAUACUGGUAAUUCUAUUGGUGGAAAUGAUUUUAAAAAUAAAGCAUCAUCAUCGUCAUCAACACCAACAACAUCAACAGGCAUUGGUUCUUCAAAAUUUCCAAAUAUAAAAAGAAAGAAUAGUUUCUCAAAUAGAUAUGAUAGUGGUGGUGGUGGUAGUGGUAGUAGUAGAAGUAAUAGUUUUGGAGGUAGUAAUAGUAGUGGAGGAGCUUCAAAAGAAUUCUUUUAUUUUGAUAAUGAUGAUAUGAUUCAAGAUGAUGAUUUAAUACCAAUGUUAAUGCAAGAUCAAGAACACCAAUUACAAACUCAAUAUCAAAAUCAACAACAAGUUCAACAACAACAAAAUAUAAUAAAUAGUUUUAUAAAUCAUGAAAAUUUAAAAUUUCCAUUCUCUAUAAUUUAUACAAAUAAACUUCAUAUUUGGUUAAGUUAUUUUUUAUUUACAUUUGUUUUAAUAUUUUGUUGUUUAGCAGUUGGACCAUUAUUAUGGAUUGAAUUACCACCAAAUUCAGGAUGUAUGUGGUGUAGAAUAUUUAAAUUAGAAUGGGUUAUAUCAUUUAUGUCAUUGAUAUCAGCAAUGUUUCAUUAUACAAUUAGAAGAGAUAUGUUUCCACUAUACCUUUCAAUCAUUGGAUUUUAUCAUGUUUUAACAUAUAGCGAACCAUUUUUAGAACCAUUUCGAGUAAAUAAUUUUUUCUCUUUAAUUUUAACUGUAAUUUGUAUAUUCAUAGCAUUUUAUCCAAAAAAUAAAUUAAGAAGACAACAAGCUUCAAAUCAUCAUCAACAACAACAGCAGCAACAACAACAACAAAGACAAAGACAACAAAAUAAUAAUCGACAGCCUGAAAAAUCAAUAAUUAAAAGAAUUAUACAAAAUGAAUGGUUUCAUUCAUUAAUUCAAAUUUUAAUAGUUUUAGGUAUAGUUGUAUUAUUAUUUUUUUCAAUAUUUAUUUUAGCAUUAUUUAUGAAGGAUGAUAAAACAUUUAGUGGUGAUGUAAUUGAUGGUAAUAUUAAUAGUAAUAAUAAUAAUAAUAAUAAUAAUAAUAAUAAUAUAAAUAAUAAUAAUAUUGAUAAUAAUAAUAAUAAUAUAAAAAAUAAUAAUAAAGGAUUUAUUGAAGAAAUUGAACAAGGUGAAGAACAAUUAGAAUUAUAUUUAGAGAAUGCAUAUCAUAUAUUUAAAGAAUUAGUAUUUAAAAAGUUUAUAAGUUCAUCAGUUGUUUAUUUAAUAUUGAUAACAUUAUUAUUUUGUAUUUCAUUAGUUUAUCAUUGGGAAGUUAGAAAACCAUAUACAUUAAUGGCAUUGGCAUCAAUGAUACCACAAUUAACUCAAGCAUUGUAUAAAGUUGAAUUAACAUUAACUGGUGUAAUGGAUAAGGGUACGAUGUCACAUAAUGUUACACCAUUGGGUGGUGGUAUAUUCUAUAUAUUGAAUGUAAUUAGUUAUACGUCAUUCUAUUGUGGAUUGGCGAUUGAUGUGGUGGUUGCAAGUGGUGAAAAGUAUAAAAGAUUAAAAAAACGUGGUGAAAAGUAUCAUAGAAGAUUAUCAACUCAAAUCAAUGAACAGAAUGCAUUUGUAAAUAAGAUCUAUGCGAGUGGAACAGCUCAGUUAUUACAAAAAGUUGAAUUUAUGCAAAAGUUUGUAGAUAAAAUACUUUUUUCAACCUUGGAGAUUUCAAAUAGACUUCAACGAUUGGAAUCGUCUGAUCAAGAUAUUCCAUCAUCAUUGGUGGAUCAAUUAAAUGAUAUUCAAUAUCAAACCAAUAGAUCAUUAUUACUAUUGAAUGAUACAAAGUUAAUAUUGGCAAUUGAAAGUGGUGUAAUCUCAAGAGAGGACGUAUCGGUUAAUUUAUUUGAUUUCUUGGAGGAUGUUUUAGAACGUACAAGUAAAGAUAUUAAAUUUAAUAAUAUUGAAUUGGUUUAUAAAAUUGAUAAAGAUGUACCAUUAAAUAUUAUUUUAGAUCCAACGGCAUUAACUCAAAUUUGUUUUCAAUUACUUUCAAAUGCUAUAAAAUAUACUGAAGAAGGUGAAAUUGGUAUUUUAAUUAAAAGAAUUUUAAGAAAUGAUUAUGAAUAUCAACAAGAACAACAACAACCACAACAGGAUAAUGAAUUACCACCAUUUGGUACAAUUUCAGAAGAAGAUGAAGAAUAUAAUUCAAAUAAUCCACCACCACCAUUAAAUCAACAACAACAACAACGACAACAACAACAACAACAAGAACCAAAACAAAUUUAUUUAGAAAUUUCAAUAUUUGAUUCUGGACCUGGUAUGGAUGAUGAUGAAUUAGAUAUUUGUAAUCAAUUUCAACCAUUUCCAGAUAUUGGUGAUGAAGAUGAUAUAGAGAUUAAAAAGAAAGGUUCAGGUUUAGGUUUAUUAAUUUGUAAUAAAGUUUUAAAAUCAAUUGGUGGAGAUUUAAUUGUAGAGAGAUAUUUAGAGACUGGUGGUUGUAUAUUUAAAUGUUGUAUACCAGUUUUAGUUGAUCCACAACCAAAAGAGAAUUUUACAUUUCAAAUACCAUUAUCACAAGAAACCAAUGAACUUUUAUCAGAUUUAUCAGUGUUGGUCAUUGAUGAUAAUCCAUAUGCUAGAGAUUCAGUUGGUUUUAUAUUUAGUUCAGUUUUUAAUUCUGCAAUUGUAAAAAGUGCAAAUAGUAGUGUUGAGGGAGUUAGAGAUUUAAAGUAUGCAAUUGCAACCGAUUCAAAUUUUAAAUUAUUAUUAGUAGAUUAUCAUAUGCCAGGUUGUGAUGGUAUAGAAGCGAUUCAAAUGAUUGUUGAUAAUCCAGCAUUUUCAGAUAUUAAAAUCAUCUUAAUGAUUUUACCAUCAGAUUCAUUCGCACAUAUGAAUGAAAAAACUAAAAAUAUUACAACCCUAAUUAAACCUGUAACACCAACCAAUUUAUUUAAUGCAAUUUCGAAAACAUUUAAAUUAAAAGAAUUUUCAUCAGUUGUUGAUUUAGUUGAUUUAAAUGCACCAGAUACAUCAACUCAAAUACCAUUAAAAAGAAAUAGAUUAAAGUUUAAAAUUGAUUUUCCAUUUAGAUUACCUGAAACUGGUAAACCAAUUAUGAGAGUUUUAAUUGGUGAAUCUGAUAAAUCAACUCAAUCAAAAAUUCAAAAAGUUAUUGAAAGUUUUGGUUAUUUUUCAACUUUUGUAACUGAUGGUACAGCUUUAAUAUCUCUCUCAAAAAAGAAUUAUUAUGAUUUAGUUAUCGUUGAUUUAGAAUUACAAUCAACUGAUGGAUUUGAAUGUGCUCAAAUUAUACGUGAUACUCAUGGUGAAAUAUUUUCAAAUACAAUUUUUGUACCAAAACCAAUUUCAACAAAUUCAAAUGAUGAUAAUAAUAAUAAUAAUAAUAAUAAUAAUAAUAAUAAUAACAAUGAUAAUAAUAAUAAUAAUAAUAAUAAUAAUAAUAAUAAUAAUAAUAAUAAUAAUAAUAAUAAUAAUAAUAAUAAUAAUAAUAAUAAUAGUAUUCUAACAUCAUCAGUUGAUACUGAUGGUAAUCAUAUUGUAUCGUCAUCAACAUCAACAUCAUCAUCAUUCCCAACAAGAAGAUCAUCGAUAGGAUCAUUUCAAACUGCAUCACCAUCAAUGACAGAAAUUUCACAUAGACGUAGAGUUAAAUUACCAAUUAUUGGUAUUUGGCAUCAUAGUGAUAUAAUACCAGAUGAUAUUAUUAAAAAGAUAAAAAGAGUUGGUUUCGAUGGUUAUUGUUCAUUCGAUAAUUUAGAAUUUUAUUUACAAGAAUUUUUAUUAGAAUUUGAUAGAAAAAGAAAAUCAAAUAUACUUUCACCAAUUCGUUUAUUUCCAAAUGGUAGUCCAAGUACAAAUAUUUAUGAUUAUUCUUCAAUUAUUUCAAAUUUAAAUCAAGCUAGUGGUAAUAAUAAUAAUUCAUCACCAAUUAGUGGUAUUUUAAAUGAAAAUGUAAUUUCUUCACCAAUUUCAUUAGAUUUAGAUUUAAAUUCAGUAUCAUCAAUUCAAUCACAAUCAUCAUCAUCAUCAUCAUCAUUUCAACAUAAUAAUCAACAACAACAACAACAACAACAUCAACAUCAAUUAACACCAACACAACAAUCUAUUGGUGGAGGUAAUAAUGGUAUUAAUCAAUUAUCAUUUUCAUCACAACAAUCAACACCAAUUUUUAAUCAAUCACAAAUACAACAUCAAAUUAUUAGUAAUAGAAGUAAACAUUCCUCAUUAUCAUCAUCAACAUCAUCAAAUGGUAGUGGUGGUAGUGGUGGUAAAAGUAGAUUUAGUAUACCAAUGUUACCAAGUAGUACAAAUCGUGAUUCAUCACCACAUUCUUCAAGUAAAAUGGCAUUGAAAAGAGUUCAAGAUUUAGAAUCUGUAAUUAGUAAAUUUGUACCAAUUGAGUUUCAACAACUUAUUGCUCCAUCUGGUAUGGAAAAUGUGUAUUUAGGUGAUGCAAUUUGUAAGAGUAUUACAAUCUUUUUCUCUGAUAUUAGAGAUUUCACUUCAACCACUGAGAAAAUGUUGGUUGAUGAUGUCAUUGACUUUUUAAAUACUUAUUUAGCAUUUGCAUUACCAUCGAUUACAGAUUCCGGUGGAUUCAUUGAUAAGUUUAUUGGUGAUGCAAUUAUGGCGAUUUUCCCAAACUCUGAUAUGAAACUUCAAGCAAUCAAUGCAGUGAAAGCAGCAAUUCGUAUGAUGAGAUCAUUGGAUUUCAUGAGUAUAUCUGGUUUUAGAUUUUCAUCAGUUGAAACUGGUGUUGGUAUUAAUACGGGUAAAACUAUUAUUGGUAUCGUUGGUACAGAGAAUAGAAUGGAACCAACUGCAUUGGGUGACGCUGUUAAUUUAGCCUCAAGAACUGAACAACUUUGUAAAGAAUAUCAAUCUCGUAUAUUAAUCACUCAAUUCACUAUGGAAGCCAUUGGUACUUCAAUCGAUGAAUUUGUAAUUCGUUUAGUCGAUAGUGUAACCGUUAAAGGAAAGAGUGAAGCUGUCAAUAUCUAUGAAGUUAUCGAUGGUGAACGUGAAGAUAAAAGAGUUUUGAAAAUGAAAAUUUUACCUUGGUAUCAAAAUGGUAUGGAUCUUUAUAAAAGACAUUGCUACGAGGAAGCUUUAUCUUAUUUUCAAUUAUGUACUGAAAUUAUGCCAAAUGAUAAACCAACCUUAAUCUAUAUUCAAAGAUGUAUUCAAAAUAUUAAAACUUUAGAAUUACAACAAAUUCAAUUACAACAACUACAAAGACAACAAUUAUUACAACAACAACAACAACAAUUAUUAUUACAACAACAAUUACAACAACAACAACAACAACAACAACAACAACAACAACAACAACAACAACAACAACAACAACAACAACAACAACAACAACAACAACAACAACAACAACAACAACAACAACAACAACAACAACAACAACAACAACAGUCACAAAAUAUACAACAACCACAAUCACAACAAUCACAAUAUGUACAACAACCACAACAACAACAACAGCAACAGCAACAACAGCAACAACAACAACAACAACAACAGCAACAACAACAACAACAACAACAACAACAACAACAACAACAGCAACAACAACCACAACAGCAACAACAACUACAACAACAGCAACAACAUCAACAACAAAAACAACCAUCCCCUCAACAACAACAACAACCACAACAACCACAACAACAACAGCAGCAACAGAUACAAAAUCAAUACCAACAUCAAUUACAAUAUCAGAGACAACAACAACAACAACAACAACAACAACAACAACAACAACAACAACAACAACAACAACAACAACAACAACAACAACAACAACAACAACAACAACAACAACAACAACAACAACAACAACAACAACAACAUCACCAUCAUCAUCACCAACAACAACAGUUUCAACAACAAUCACAACAAUCACAACAACAAUCACAACAACAACAACAACAACAACAACAACAAUCACAACAACAAUCACAACAACAAUCACAACAAAUACAAAAAAAAUCACAACAUCCACAUUCACAACAAAUUCAAUCUCAAAGGCAUCAAUCACAACCUCAAAAUGUAGAUACAAAUGUUAAAACUAAACCACAACAAUAA
Messenger RNA from Dictyostelium discoideum AX4, 6372 nucleotides. It is a transcript of the gene acrA, whose product is annotated as adenylyl cyclase. The transcript is spliced from 2 exons. Gene Ontology annotation, molecular function: transferase activity, transferring phosphorus-containing groups; adenylate cyclase activity. The record is from RefSeq and is a predicted model, not a curated record. Gene Ontology annotation, cellular component: membrane. Gene Ontology annotation, biological process: phosphorelay signal transduction system; intracellular signal transduction; cyclic nucleotide biosynthetic process. Lineage: Eukaryota; Evosea; Eumycetozoa; Dictyosteliales; Dictyosteliaceae. Bases 1 to 6372 code for a protein of 2123 amino acids.